AUGGGAUGGGGCUUCUACUCUCCUGGAAUUGCCUGUCCGCAGGGCUAUACGACCGCCGCCAUGGCGACAGCUGGAGGAAGCACAGGCUGGGGCCUAGAAUAUAGUCUAACCGAUGGAGAGACGGCUGCAGCGUGUUGUCCUACCGGCUUCACGCCAUCAUCCAUUGAAACAUUCAACACAUACGCGGCAACAUGCGUCAACCUUGCCACGUCGACGAGUUUUUCGACAGUGGUCUGCAACUCGGGAAGUUUUGAAGAUUUCUCACUGCUCGAACUGCCCAACGACGACAUGAAGACAUUCACGGUUUACGCACCGCUUUAUCAACUGAAUUUCCAGGCGUCGGACCUCCCCCAAACGACAGAAUCAGAGUCGGAGCCCACGUCAUCAGAAGAUGGAGCCAGUCCAUCCUCCACAGGUUUAGCCAUACCAUUAGAAACGGGAAGCUCGACCACUACGUCGGAUCCAGUUGCGUCACUUAUUCCGUCUUCGUUGAGAUCCAGCGUGACAUCUUCAGCUACCUCAACAGCAGCCGCAGCAUCAUCUACGCCAGGCAGUGGCAUGUCUACGGGUGCCAAAGUAGGGAUCGGUGUUGGUGUAGGUGUUGGCGUCGUCAUACUUCUAGUCGCCGCCUUCUUCUUCGGACGAGCAAGAAGGAAGGAUAAAAACCCAGUAACAGAAGAUGGGAAAAGCACCGCCGCUUUAUCCAUUCCAAAGUUGGAAGGUCCAGACAGGAAGAACUCGUUACGGGCAGAGCUUGGAGGUGCAGAAAUAUCCGAGUUGGAAGGAAAAAAUACACAGGAACUACCAGCAACAGCACUUUCCGUCGGUCGAUUACGGGAACCAGCCGCAAUCUUUGAGCUGGAAGCUGAUAAUCCAAACACUCUCGCUCCUCCAACACCACGCUACGGACAAGGUGAUACGCUGGUUAGCCCAGUCACACCUACACGACAGGGCGCACAUAGUCCAUCAUUUGCGGAACGGAGGAACUGGUUCUAA
Pestalotiopsis fici W106-1 is the source of this 996-nucleotide messenger RNA. RefSeq lists its product as uncharacterized. Bases 1 to 996 code for a protein of 331 amino acids. The record is from RefSeq and is a predicted model, not a curated record. The transcript is spliced from 3 exons. NCBI's taxonomy places the organism in Eukaryota, Fungi, Ascomycota, Sordariomycetes, Amphisphaeriales, Sporocadaceae.